Messenger RNA from Geosmithia morbida, 1890 nucleotides. RefSeq names its product alpha-amylase. The transcript has 6 exons. The record is from RefSeq and is a predicted model, not a curated record. The coding region runs from base 1 to 1890 and encodes 629 amino acids. Gene Ontology annotation, biological process: carbohydrate catabolic process. NCBI's taxonomy places the organism in Eukaryota, Fungi, Ascomycota, Sordariomycetes, Hypocreales, Bionectriaceae. Gene Ontology annotation, molecular function: starch binding; alpha-amylase activity; calcium ion binding.
AUGCUUGCCAGGAUGAAGCCAUCGGCACUUCUCGCGCUGACCCUCCCGGCAUCUGCCAUGGCCCUGACACCUGCCCAGUGGCGCAACCAGUCCGUCUACCAGGUCUUGACCGACCGUUUCGCCCUCACCGAUGGCUCAACCUCCUCCCCCUGUGACCUGAACUCGUACUGCGGCGGCACCUUCCAGGGCAUCAUCAACAGGCUCGACUAUAUCAGGGGCAUGGGCUUCACUGCCAUCUGGAUCUCGCCCGUCGUGUCUAAUCUCGUGGGGGAGACCGGUGAUGGAUCCGGCUACCACGGAUACUGGGCCCAGGACAUCUAUUCCAUCAAUCCCAACUUUGGCUCUGCGUCCGACCUGGUGGCCCUCUCUGAUGCCCUCCACGACGCAGGCAUGUAUCUCAUGGUCGACAUCGUCACCAACCACAUGGGCUACGAGGGCUGCGGCGCCUGCGUAGACUACUCCAUAUUCAACCCCUUCGACUCGGAUUCCUACUACCACCCGUACUGUGCCAUCGACUACGGCAGCACAGACAUCACGGAGAUCCAGGACUGCUGGGAGGGAGACGGCAUCGUGUCGCUCCCGGAUCUCGCCACCGAGGACUCGGACGUCUUGGAUAUGUGGAAUUCGUGGAUCGCGGAACUCGUGAGCAACUACACCAUCGACGCUGGCGUUUACAUUGUGGGUGAGGUUGACGACGGUGAUCCCGACGUCGUGUGCCCCUACCAGAACGACUACAGUUUGAACCCGCUCAACUACCCUGCGUACUACUGGAUCACGCAGGCCUUCCAGUCGACCAGCGGCAGCAUCGGCAACCUGGUCUCGGGCGUCGACACGAUCAAGUCCGGCUGCGCCGACAGCACGCUCCUGGGAUCCUUCAUGGAGAACCACGACAACCCCCGCUUCCCGUCCUACACGUCAGACUACAGCCUCGCCGGGAACGCCAUCGCCUUCACCAUGCUGGCCGACGGCAUCCCCAUCAUCUACGAGGGGCAGGAGCAGCACUUCUCGGGCGCCAGCGUCCCCGGCAAUCGCGAGGCCGUCUGGUCGUCCGGCUACGAUACCACCGCCCAGCUGUACACGCUCAUCACCGCCCUCAACGCCAUCCGCAGCUGGGCCGUCAGCCAGAGCAGCUCCUACGUCACUUACAAGGCCUACCCGACCUACUCGGACAGCUCGACCAUCGUGAUGCGCAAGGGCGCCGCCGGGUCCCAGGUCAUCGCUGUCUUCUCCAACCUGGGCGCCGACGGGGCCAGCUACACCCUCACCCUGACCUCGGGCGAGACGGGCUUCACGGAUGGCCAGAGCCUGGUCGAGGUGCUGGCGUGCAGAUUGUACACCACCGACUCGAGCGGGAACCUCGCCGCCGCCAUGAGCGGAGGUGUCCCCCUGGUCUUCUACCCCGCCGCAAGUCUCGACGGGUCCGGAAUCUGCCCCGACAUAACAGGACCCGGAAGUAGUAGUAGUAGUAGUACUACUACUACUACUACAGAGAGCGCAGCCAGCACCGCUGCCACUCACACGUCGUCGUCGUCUGCUUCAUCCUUGUCAUCUGCAACCGCCGGCGGCGCCUGCACCGACACCGUCCCCGUCCGCUUCUACGAGGCCGUCACCACCACCUACGGCCAGACGAUCAAGCUGAGCGGGAACCAGGACGCCCUCGGCAACUGGGACCCCAGCGAUGCCAUCGCCCUCUCCGCCGCCGAGUACACCAGCUCCGACCACUUGUGGUACGUGAGCGUGAACCUGACGCCGGGCUCCGUCGUCGAGUACAAGUAUAUCAAUGUGGCCGGGAAUGGGGAUGUGACGUGGGAGGCCGACCCUGACCACACAUACACCGUGCCGACGACGUGGGCGACGCAGGCCACUGUGUCUAACACGUGGCAGACGUAG